UUCUCUGUUUCUUCUCUCCUUCAGACAUCAAUAAAAAUUCAAAUCUUAUUGCUUAAUCCGACAAGCAACCUCGAUUUCAAUUUUCUUAUACGAAUUAUUAGUGUGUUGUCUUAGUGAUCUCUCUAAUGGGUAAUUGCUUGGAUUCUCCUGCAAGAGUAGAUAACAGAGAAAGUUCUUUCGCAGGGUCAUCGAGAAUUUCCCCUAAACCUAGUCAGCCAUCUCGACUCCCAAGCCUCAUAAUACCCUCUUAUAGCAACAGAAGCUUCACUAGUUCAUGGUCAGUUCAGACACCAAGAAGUGAAGGAGAGCUCUUACCUUCUCCAACACUAAAGGCCUUUGCAUUCACCGAGCUCAAAACCGCAACUAGUAACUUCAAACCCAACAAUCUUAUAGGUGAAGGCGGUUUUGGUUAUGUUUAUAAAGGUUGGAUUGGUGAACACUCGUUGUCACCUUCCAAACCAGGGUCCGGUAUGGUUGUUGCAGUCAAGAAACUUAAAUCAGAAGGGUUUCAAGGCCACAAAGAGUGGUUGAAUGAGGUUCAUUAUCUUGGAAGGCUUCAUCAUAUGAAUCUUGUGAAGCUAAUUGGAUACUGUAUAGAGGGAGAGAAACGACUUUUGGUUUACGAGUACAUGCCCAAAGGAAGCCUAGAGAAUCAUCUGUUUAGAAGAAAUGCAGAUCCAGUUCCGUGGAAGACAAGGAUGAAAGUUGCCAUCAGUGCAGCGAGAGGGCUUGCUUUUCUACAUGAAGCUAAAGUCAUAUACCGAGACUUCAAGGCCUCUAAUAUUCUUCUUGAUGCGGAGUUCAAUGCAAAGCUAUCUGAUUUUGGAUUGGCAAAGGCAGGACCAACAGGAGAUAGAACACAUGUGUCAACUCAAGUGAUGGGCACUCAUGGCUAUGCAGCUCCUGAAUACAUAGCAACCGGCCGAUUAACCGCCAAGAGUGAUGUCUAUAGCUUUGGAGUGAUGUUGCUCGAACUACUCUCGGGACGUCCCACGGUAGAUAAAUCGAAAGUUGGUGUGGAGCAGAAUCUAGUAGAUUGGGCUUUACCUUAUUUGGUAGACAGAAGAAAAGUGUUUAGGAUAAUGGACACGAAGCUUGGAGGACAGUACCCUCACAAAGGGGCUUGCGCAGCAGCAAACAUCGCAUUGCAGUGUCUUAACAUAGAAGCUAAGCUGAGACCGGAGAUGUCUGAUGUCUUGUCUACUUUACAACAUCUUGAGACUUCUACAACGAAGAUAUCUACUCCAACCGCAGUUAUGUCUCCUUCACCUAUGUCAGAUAAUCGCAUGGUUCGAGAUACCUCUGCGUUUAAGGUGAGAAAGUAGGAGAUCUAGCGACCUCUUUUUGAUCAGUAUAUACUCUUUCAAAGUGUGUUGAAUAGUUUUGUACUUUCUCUCAAGUUCGUAGGUUUUCUUGUUGGAAAUGUAGACAGUGGACGUGUAUAUAUAUAUAUUCGAAAGUUGAUAAUAGAAUUAUAUAUAUGAUCAUCG
Messenger RNA from Eruca vesicaria subsp. sativa (arugula), 1490 nucleotides. The record is from the annotation of a GenBank genome assembly. NCBI's taxonomy places the organism in Eukaryota, Viridiplantae, Streptophyta, Magnoliopsida, Brassicales, Brassicaceae.